CUCUUGCUGUUUGUUUAGCCACUGGUCUGCAGGCGUUUUCUUCUUCUCCUUCUAACUUCCUCUCCUGUGACAAAAGAGAUAACUAUUAGACAAACAAAAGUCCAGAAUGCUAAGGUUGCAACUUUCACUUCCUCUCACCCUUUAGCCCAGAACUGCUUUGAAUGUACCAAUUGCUGUGGGGCACCGGCUUGAGGAAGAGAAGACACCAGUGCCUCAGAAACUGCCCGGUGAAACGGUGAUAGCGAGCCACGCGUUCACAGGGCCACUGUCGCUCACAGAAGCAGUGAGGAUGAUGCCAGGAUGACGUCUGCCUUGCGCCUGGCUGGGACUCUGAUCCCAGCCAUGGCCUUCCUCUCCUGCGUGAGACCAGAAAGCUGGGAGCCCUGCGUGGAGACUUUGCCCUAAACCACACGGAAUUGCUGGCAUGAAACCCAGAGCUUUCAGACUCCGGAGCCUCAGCCCUUCACCCCUUGAUUCCAUUGCUUCUUGCUAAAUGCUGUCAUUUUAUCACAGAGGUGGUUCCUAACAUUACUUAUCAAUGCAUGGAGCUGAAUUUCUACAAAAUCCCCGACAACAUCCCCUUCUCAACCAAGAACCUGGACCUGAGCUUUAAUCCCCUGAGGCAUUUAGGCAGCUAUAGCUUCCUCCGUUUUCCAGAACUGCAGGUGCUGGAUUUAUCCAGGUGUGAAAUCCAGACAAUUGAAGAUGGGGCAUAUCAGAGCCUAAGCCACCUCUCCACCUUAAUAUUGACAGGAAACCCCAUCCAGAGUUUAGCCCUGGGAGCCUUUUCUGGACUAUCAAGUUUACAGAAGCUGGUGGCUGUGGAGACAAAUCUAGCAUCUCUAGAGAACUUCCCCAUUGGACAUCUCAAAACUUUGAAAGAACUUAAUGUGGCUCACAAUCUUAUCCAGUCUUUCAAAUUACCUGAGUAUUUUUCUAAUCUGACCAAUCUAGAGCACUUGGAUCUUUCCAGUAACAAGAUUCAAAAUAUUUAUUGCAAAGACGUGCAGGUUCUACAUCAAAUGCCCCUACCCAAUCUCUCUUUAGACCUGUCCCUGAACCCUAUAAACUUUAUCCAACCAGGUGCAUUUAAAGAAAUUAGGCUUCGUAAGCUGACUUUGAGAAGUAAUUUUGAUGAUUUAAAUGUAAUGAAAACUUGUAUUCAAGGUCUGGCUGGUUUAGAAGUCCAUCGUUUGGUUCUGGGAGAAUUUAGAAAUGAAAGAAACUUGGAAGAGUUUGACAAAUCUGCUCUGGAGGGAUUGUGCAAUUUGACCAUUGAAGAAUUCCGAUUAACAUACUUAGACUACUACCUCAAUAAUAUUAUUGACUUAUUUAAUUGUUUGACAAAUGUUUCUUCAUUUUCCCUGGUGAGUGUGAAUAUUAAAGGGGUAGAAGACUUUUCUUAUAAUUUCAGAUGGCAACAUUUAGAAUUAGUUAACUGUAAAUUUGAACAGUUUCCCACAUUGGAACUCGAAUCUCUCAAAAGGCUUACUUUCACUGCCAACAAAGGUGGGAAUGCUUUUUCAGAAGUUGAUCUACCAAGCCUUGAGUUUCUAGAUCUCAGUAGAAAUGGCUUGAGUUUCAAAGGUUGCUGUUCUCAAAGUGAUUUUGGGACAACCAGCCUAAAGUAUUUAGAUCUGAGCUUCAAUGAUGUUAUUACCAUGGGUUCAAACUUCUUGGGCUUAGAACAACUAGAACAUCUGGAUUUCCAGCAUUCCAAUUUGAAACAGAUGAGUCAAUUUUCAGUAUUCCUAUCACUCAGAAACCUCAUUUACCUUGACAUUUCUCAUACUCACACCACAGUUGCUUUCAAUGGCAUCUUCGAUGGCUUGCUCAGUCUCAAAGUCUUAAAAAUGGCUGGCAAUUCUUUCCAGGAAAACUUCCUUCCAGAUAUCUUCACAGAUCUGAAAAACUUGACCUUCCUGGACCUCUCUCAGUGUCAACUGAAGCAUUUGUCUCCAACAGCAUUUGACACACUCAACAAGCUUCAGGUACUAAAUAUGAGCCACAACAACUUCUUUUCAUUGGAUAUGUUUCCUUAUAAGUCUCUGCCCUCCCUCCAGGUUCUCGAUUACAGUCUCAAUCACAUAAUGACUUCCAAAAACCAGGAACCUCAGCGUUUUCCAAGUAGUCUAGCUUUCUUAAAUCUUACUCAGAAUGACUUUGCUUGUACUUGUGAACACCAGAGUUUCCUGCAGUGGAUCAAGGAGCAGAGGCAGCUCUUGGUGGAAGCUGAACGAAUGGAAUGUGCAACACCUUCAGAUAAACAGGGCAUGCCGGUGCUGAGUUUGAAUAUUACCUGUCAGAUGAAUAAGACCAUCAUUGGUGUGUCUGUGUUCAGUGUGCUUGUGGUAUCUGUUGUAGCAGUUCUGGUCUAUAAGUUCUAUUUUCACCUGAUGCUUCUUGCUGGCUGCAUAAAGUAUGGUAGAGGUGAAAACAUCUAUGAUGCCUUUGUUAUCUACUCAAGCCAGGAUGAGGACUGGGUAAGGAAUGAGCUAGUAAAGAAUUUAGAAGAAGGGGUGCCUCCCUUUCAGCUCUGCCUUCACUACAGAGACUUUAUUCCCGGUGUGGCCAUUGCUGCAAACAUCAUCCAUGAAGGUUUCCAUAAAAGCCGAAAGGUGAUUGUUGUGGUGUCCCAGCACUUCAUCCAGAGCCGCUGGUGUAUCUUUGAAUAUGAGAUUGCUCAGACCUGGCAGUUUCUGAGCAGUCGUGCAGGCAUAAUCUUCAUUGUCCUGCAGAAGGUGGAGAAGACCCUGCUCAGGCAGCAGGUGGAGCUGUACCGCCUUCUCAGCAGGAACACUUACCUGGAGUGGGAAGACAGUGUCCUGGGGCAGCACAUCUUCUGGAGACGACUCAGAAAAGCCCUGCUGGAUGGCAGAUCGUGGAAUCCAGAAGAACAGUGGGUACAGGAUGCAAUUAGCAAGAAGCAACAACUAUCUGAAGAGGAAAAAUAAAAAACUCCUGAGGCAUUUCUUGCCCAGCUGGGCCCAACACUCGCUCAGUUAAUAAGUAUUAAAUGCUGGCACAUGCCAGGCCUUAUGCUAAGGGCAAGUCAUUCCAUGGUGCACAAGAUAUGCGGGGUUGCUAAUCUCAAGGAGCUUCCAGUGCAGAGGGAAUACAUGCUAGAUUAAAAUACAGAGCCUUCCAGGUGGGCGUUUCAACCCACUCAGCCAAGAAACCUAUGACAGAGAAAGUCAUUUCAACUCUUACCUCAUCACGUUGAAUAAAGACAGAGAAAGCAGAAAGAGACAUUGUUCUUCUCCUGAGUCUUUUGAAUGGAAAUUAUAUUAUGUAUUAUGUUAUAGCCAUCAUAAAACCAUUUUGGUAGUUUUGACUGAACUGAGUGUUCACUUUUUCCUUUUUGAUUGAAUACAAUUUAAAUUCUACUUGAUGACUUCAGUGGGCUCCUGAUGCAAGAUGCCCCUUCAAUUUUAAGUCAGUCUCCUUACAGAGGUUAAGGUCUAGUGGCUAAUUCCUAAGGAAACCUGAUUAACACAUGCCCACAACCAUCCUGGUCUUUCUCGAGCAUGUUCUGUUUUUUCACUAAUCACCCCUGAUAAAUUUUUAUUUUUAUAUAUCAAGUUUUCAUUUUUUUAUGUCUUGCCUAUAAGCCAAUAUCAUAAAUAAGGUUGUUUGAGACCUGCUUCAAAUAUCCACAUUUAUUUAACCACUAUUUUUCAAGGAAGUAUGUAAAGUACCUUCUGUCACUUUGUCACUCGAUGUCAUUGCAAAGUUAUUGCCUACUAAGUUAUGACAGUCUGAAAGCAGCAUUGAAAUAAUUUGUUUAAAGGGGGCACUUUUUUUAACAGGGGAAGAAAUUUUCUGCUUCCUGUUUUUAUCAUGGACAAUUUGGGUUAGAGGCAGGAAGGAAGUGGGAUGACCUCAGGAGGUCACUUUUUCUUGAUUCCAGAAACACGGACUGAUAAACCUGGGGUGACCUCAUGAAAUGAGUUGCAGCAGAAGUCUAUUUUGUUUUUUCAGAACAAGUGAUGUUUGAUGGAUCUCUGAAUCUCUGCAGAGAGACAUAGAGGGCUGGGAUCCCUCCUGUGUACCCUCUUCACUGCCAGGAGAACUGCUUGUGAAGGGAUUCAAGGCAGGAAGUAUACAUUGCUGUUUCCUGUUGGGCAAUGCUCCCUGACUACAUUUUGGAAAGAGUGGAUGUUAUCACUGAGAAAACAAUGUGUCUGGAAUUAAUGGGAUUCAUAUAAAGAAGGUUCCCAGAAAGCAAUGUUCAUCCAGCUUCCCCAGAAACAGAACAUUCAAGAAAAGGACAAUGAGGAUGUCAUCAGGGAAAUGAAAAUAAAAACCACAAUGCGAUAUCACCUUAUACCAGGUAGAGUGGCUACUAUAAAAAAAAAAUGAAGUAUCAUCAAGGAUAUAGAGAAAUUGGAACCCUUCUACACUGCUGGUGGGAGUGGAAAAUGAUGUAGCCAUUGUGAAAAACAGUAUGGAGUUUUCUCAAAAAUUAAAAAUAGAACUACUAUAUGAUCCAGCAAUCUCACUUCUGUAUAUAUACCCAAAAUAAUUGAAAUCAGAAUUUCAAGAAAAUAUUUACACUCCCAUGUUCAUUGCAGCACUGUUCACAAUCACUGUUUCCAAAGUUAUGGAAACAACCCAAAUUUCCAUUGAAAAAUAAAUGGACAAAGAAAAUGUGCAUACAUAUACAAUGGGAUAUUAUUCAGCCUAAAAAAGGGGGAAUCCUACGAUUUAUGACAACAUGAAUAAAACUGGAGGCCAUUAUGCUAUGUAAAAUAAGCAAGUAACAGAAAGACAAACACUGCCUGAUUUCACUUAUAUGAGGUUCUAAAAUAGUCAAACUCAUAGAAGCGAGAAUAGGACAGUGGUUCCUAGGGAAAAGGAGGAAGGGAGAAAUGAAGAAAUAGGGAGUUGUCUAAUUGGUAUAAAAUUAUAGUAUGCAAGAUGAAUUAGCCCUAAAGAUCAGCUGUACAGCAGAGUUCCUAUAAUUAACAAUAGUGUAUUAUGCACUUAACAUUUUGUUAAGAGGUUAGAUCUCAUGUUAAGUGUUCUUACCAUAUAUAUAUACACAAAGAAGCUUUUGGAGGUGAUGGAUAUAUUUAUUACCUUGAUUGUGGUGAUGGUUUCACAGGUAUGUGAAACUAUGUCUAAACUCAUCAAAUUAUAUAUAUUAAAUAUAUGCAGUUUUAUAAUAUCAAUUAUAUCUGAAUGAAGUUAUAAAAAAGAAAAGACAACAAAAUUCAGUUGUCAAAACUGGAAAUAUGACCACACUCAGAAGUGUUUGUUACUGAGUGUUUCGGAGUGUGUUUGGUUUGAGCAGGUCUAGGGUGAUUGAGCAUCCCUGGGUGUGUUUCUAUGUCUCAUGUACUAGUGAAAGUAGAUGUGUGCAUUUGUGCACAUCUCCCUGUGUAUCCUCAUCAGGGCUGUAUGUAUUCGAAAGUGUGUGUCUCCAUGAUCAUAUCUGUAUAGUAGAGAGUGUGAUUCUAUUUCUUGAAGAAUACAUCCAUUUGAAGUGGAUGUCUAUGGCUGUUUGAGAUGGGUUCUCUACUCUUGUGCUUGUACAGCAGUCUCCCCUUAUCUCAUAUGCUUGGUGGAUAUGUUAUUAGACCCCAAGUGGGUCUCUGAGACCCCAGAUGGUACCAAACCUCAUAUAUGUAAUAUGUUUUCCUAUACAUAAAUAGCUAAGAUAAAGUUCAUUUUCUGAAUUAGGCACAGUAAGAGAUUAACAACAACUAAUAAUAAAAUUGAAUAGUUACAAUAAUAUAUUGUAAUAAAAGUUAUGUGAAUGUGA
Messenger RNA from Mandrillus leucophaeus (drill), 5767 nucleotides. It is a transcript of the gene TLR4, whose product is annotated as toll-like receptor 4. The record is from RefSeq and is a predicted model, not a curated record. Gene Ontology annotation, biological process: immune response; defense response to Gram-negative bacterium; inflammatory response. The coding region runs from base 543 to 2954 and encodes 803 amino acids. Gene Ontology annotation, cellular component: membrane. Gene Ontology annotation, molecular function: transmembrane signaling receptor activity; protein binding; lipopolysaccharide binding. NCBI's taxonomy places the organism in Eukaryota, Metazoa, Chordata, Mammalia, Primates, Cercopithecidae. The transcript is spliced from 4 exons.